This is a messenger RNA of Nematolebias whitei (Rio pearlfish), 476 nucleotides long. It is a transcript of the gene selenoh, whose product is annotated as selenoprotein H. The record is from RefSeq and is a predicted model, not a curated record. Gene Ontology annotation, cellular component: Golgi apparatus. The transcript has 5 exons. Lineage: Eukaryota; Metazoa; Chordata; Actinopteri; Cyprinodontiformes; Rivulidae.
GUCCAGUGGCCCGCGAAAACUUCUAAAAACAUGGCGUCCAAAGCAGCAGGCCGUCGAGGGACGAAGCGCAAAGCGGAAGUUCAAUCUGAGGAGGAUAAGAAGAAAAGAGAGGAGGAGAAAGGAGAGGAGGAGAGUGGCCUGAAAGGACCACAGGUUCUCAUUGAACACUGCAAAAGCUGACGAGUGUACGGGCGUAACGCCGAGGAGGUGAAAUCUGCCCUCUUGGCCGCCCACCCUGGUCUGAGUGUGGUCCUCAACCCAGACAAACCCCGCAGGAACAGCUUUGAGAUCACUCUGCUGGAUGGAGGCAAAGAAACGUCUCUGUGGACGGGAUUAAAGAAGGGUCCACCUCGUAAACUGAAGUUCCCUCCACCUGGUGAUGUCGUAGCUGCGCUGCAGGAAGCUCUCAAAGCUGAAUAAACUCCCAGUGAAGCUGAGGAUCUGGAAGAUUUGUGUGGAAGCAAAAUGAUGAGGAG